CUUUAUUUUUUUUUACCCUUGACGAUUUAUACGCAUCUGAAAAAAAUAAAUAAAUAAAUAAAAUGAAAUAAAAAUAGUCAUCAUUAUAGAAAAUUAAUACACAAAAACCGGAAGAAAACCAGUCAUUAGUAAACUUAAUGUUACGGAAGCUUGAGAUUUAGACGAACAACAGGGAAGGAAGAAAAAAAUAAAUAGAACCUGCAUACAAACUGGUUCACAUUUAGGGUUCAGCGAAGCAGCGAAUAAAUUACCGAACCCUUGAUGGUGACCUCGCGUCCUCUGGGGAGAGAGAGAGAGAGAGAGCACCAUUCUUUAUAAUCUCUCUUAUCACUGAUAGCUGAAUGGUUAAUGAACUUUUCUCUGCUUCACAUCAACACAAACACAAGUGCAUAUCAGUGAGAUCGCGGAACGCCCCUACUGAACUACCGGUGAUGGAGAGAGAGAGAGAGAGAAGGGGGGAGAGAGUAAUAAUAAACUUUUAAAGCCAUAAAUAAAGGAAAAUAAGGUGAAAAUAAGGAGAAAGAUCAGAAAAAAGGAAAAGGAGAGAAAAAAAAAAGAUGAAAACAGAGAGAGAGAGAGAGAUUCAUGAACGAGUAAAGAUAAAGUUGUAAAGCAAAAAAAAAAUAAAGGUAAAUAAGAUAAAAGCAAGGAGAUAGAUGAGAAAAAUGAAGAGGGGAAAAAUAUUAAAGAUAGAUAAGGAAGAACGUGGAGAGAGAGAGAGAGAGAGAGAUAAGGAUAAAGAAUGAAGCACAAUCUUUUUAUCACCACUAAUCCUGCUCCUCCUCCUCCUCAUCCUUUCUCGUGUUUACUCACUUAGCAACGGGUUCACAAAUACCUCCCUUGUUAUGUAUCGAUUUUGUAUCAUGUUGUCGUAUCGAUUAAGCCUUUUAAUUAUAUGGUAUAUGAGUUAGUGCGUUAUGUAUAUGUGUACUGGUAUAAUCUCUCUCUCUCUCUCUCUCUCUCUCUCUCUCUCUCUCUCUCUCUCUCUCUCUCUCUCUCUCUCUCUCAGAACAUAAGAGACAAGUAAAAAAAUAAACUUGCUGGGGAUUAUGACAAAUUUUCGUCCGUUUAUAAAAAUAAAUAAAUAAAUAACAGAUUAAACAUAACUAACUAAAGGACCGAAACCUCUCACUACCUCUUAUUUCUCCCACUCUUUCUCGGCUUGUUCCCUAGGCCAGUGAGAGCCCCGAGAGGAGCCCUCAGGGUAUAGGGUCCCCCGGGUGAGGCAGGGGUGUGUCCAUCCAUACAUACCCUUAGACACUUGGAAGAGAGGACGUGAGGGCACAGUAACGGUAGGAUGUGUCAGAGAAGGAGGAAGAAUGACUACCGCACCACCGUUUCCUUCCAUCAAGCGCCAGCCUACCUAAGAACUAACCCGUAUAUUAGAAAGGGUUAUCGCGCCAAUCUGUCCACCCUACAGUGUUUCCGAAGCCUCUUCUCCUGGAACAAUGAGACCCUGAAUGUGUGGUCACACCUGGCGGGGUUCGUGGUGUUCCUGGGACUGCUGGUGUACGACGUGGUGUUUGUAUUCCACCAGUACCGCGGCACACGCCACGACGCGGUGGUGGUGGCCUUUGUCCUCGUCUCCUUCAUGGUGUGCAUGCUGCUGUCCUCGCUGUACCACACACUGAAUUGCCGCUCAGAGGAGUCCUGUCGGCGCUGGCUUUCCUAUGAUAUCUUUGGAAUCUCCGCGUCCUUCCUGGCCAUCUUCCUGAGUGGCAUUUACUACGGGUUUUGGUGUCCUGAGUACCUGGGAGUAAGAAACACAUACAUGGCUCUCGUCGGCUGCCUCUUCCUGGGAGCGAUGACGUUUCUUCUUAACCCUAAGCUGAUGGGGUCGGAGUGGGACAACACAAGGGUGGCUCUGUUCACCGGCUGGGCAGUAUCUGGCCUGCUCCCCCUCGCACACUGGAUGUAUAUUCACGGUGGCUUUAAUCACGGCAUUGUACAGGUGUUCCUCCCCCGCAUCAUUGUUAUGUACAUCAUCAGUGGGGCGGCAGUGUUCGUCUACCUGGGCAAGAUUCCUGAGCGGUACUUCCCAGCUGUGGCAUCUCAUUGUGGUGGCGGCACUCAUCUACUGGCACCAGACUGGCCUCCUGUAUGCCAAGUUCAGGCUUACCUAUGGCUGCCGUGCUGACCUCAUUGAUUUGUGAGAUGACAUGUAGACAGACACAGACAUAGGCACACCACACACACACACACACACACACGUACAUACACACACAUGGUAUUCUGAAAUGCUUUGGUGUCUCAUCACGACUAUUUUCAAAGGCCACAGAGGUGAUUAGCCAGGUUCUCAAGGGUGUUUCUCCUGCUCAUAAUGUGGAAAUCUUGUUAAUCUAUCACUAGAACUGUAAAAACACCCUUGAAAACCCGUGUCACUUCAACUAGAGCCUUUUGAAAGUAGUGGAGCUGUGGUGUAGAAGUGUUUGAGAAUAUGGUACCUAUGCACACACACACACACACACACACAGCUUUGGCUCGGACCCUGUACUAUACAACUAGGUAAAUACACACACACACACACACACACACACAAUGCAGCUUAUGAUCUAUCAAAAAAAAAAAUACAAGACAAAAACAUUUCCAAUACAACCUAAUCUAAAAUUACUGAGCAUUCCACACACACACACACACACACACACACACACACACACACACACACACACACACACACACACACACACACACACACACACACAUGGAGGUCCCAGUGUGUAAUAUAAAGUCUUACAGCAUAUCAGAGCUUCAGAGCAAAGGACCUACAAGUGUUAAUCUCGAUAUUCAGGGUAUGAUAAGUUUUAAGAGUUUUUUAAUAGUCCCCCCUGUAAGACUUAAGCUCAAAGGGAAAGUCACAGUGAUAUUAUAAUGUUGUGCUGUUCAGUGUUCAGAGUUUGUAUGAAAGAGAGUUGUUGUUAAUGGGCUAUUUUGAAAUUUAUAGUAUUUAUUUAUUUUUUUGUUCAUAUUUUAAUAGUUUAUGGAUUCUCUUCUUUUUUUUUUCUUGUUGUUUGUUUAAGUUUUGUUGUUUAUGCUUAUAGUAUAUAUAUUUGCAGGAUUUAAAGUGUUCAGAAUUUUCUUGGCCAGAUCUCGGAAUUUAUGUGAAAAAAAAAUCCUGUUAAUUGGUUUGUUUUAAGAUUUUACAGGAUUCUGAAAUUCUUGGGGUUCAGAAUUUAUAUAUGAGAAUUUUUGUUAGUGGAAUUGGUGAAGAUUUACUGAAUUUGAAUUUUUAUAUGCCAAAAUUUACGUGAAAACAAUAAUUGGUAAUUGGGUUGUUUAAAUUUCUCGUACUGUAUUUAGGUUUUUGUUUAUUUAAUUCAGUUACUUAUUUAUUUAUUUAUUUAUUUAUUUAUUUAUUUAUUUAUUUAUUUAUAUACUUAUUUAUUUAUUUAUUUACAUAUUCAUUUUUUGGAAAGCUGUUAUUUAUUUAUUUAUUUAUUUACUUAACAUAUUAAUUUUUGGGAACCUGUCAUUUAUUCACUUCUUUACAUAAUAAUUUUUGGAACAAUUUACAUGAAUAAGAAUCACUCACCGUGUAAUCACAAGAAUUUUCAAUGUAAUUUAGUGUAACAAGGACGGUAGGCAGAGUGAGAAUUGUCAACGAAACUUGGUGUAAUGAGGAAAAAUUUCAAUGUAACUUGCCACGAUGAGGGAAGAGCAGUGGUUGUGUGGAGUGGUGUUGAGGAUGUGGUGGUGCCUUGCGUGUGGUGCACCUCUUGUUCUGGCUGUGUGUGGUGUUAAGUGGUAUUUAACGGGAAGAAAAUAACCCUUUACUAUUUAACUCUCGUUGUCUAACCCUCUCACUUCUAUUUUCCACUUUUCCUUGAUAAUAACUCAAACGUUUCUUACUAUACAGUCACAUAGAAAUUACAAACUCUACUCAUUUAAUCCUUUUUUUUUUGUUAACCCUUCACUAUUUAACUCUCACUAUCCAACCCUUUCACUAUCCAACCCUUCCACUUCUAUUUUCCACAUUUUUUCCUUAAAAACUAAUAACCGUCAAACAUUUCUUCCUAUUUUAGUUACUGUUAAAUAGUACACAAGCUAGAAAUCACGAACUCUACUAAUCUAAUACAUUUCUUUACUGUAAACACUUAUAAAAACUCCAUACAUUGCCUUUUGGUGCUGGGGCUCAUUGCAUAUCACAUUGGAAGGGUGAAAGGAAGGGUAGGUGCUGUAGUGUUUAAUGGGUGAAAACUUGGGAGCUAGGAAGAGCUUGAGAAUUUAGGUGCUACAGUAUUCAGUGGGUGGUGAAGACUUGUUAGGAAGAGUUUAAAAAGUUUGGUGGUUUCAAUAUUAAGUGGGUGAAGACUUGGGGAUGUUAGGAAGAGUUUAAAAAGUUUGGGGGAUGUUAGGAAGAGUUUGAAAAGUUUGGUGGUUCAAUAUUGAGUAGGUGAAAACUUAGGGAUGUUAGGAAGAGUUUAAAAAGUGUAUUGGUUCAGUAUUAAGUGGGUGAAGACUUGGGGAUGUUAGGAGGAGUUUGCAUUUAAAGGAAGGUUAGUAAUGCAGCAUUCAGUGAGAGAAGACUGGAGUAUCAGGAAGAAUAUAAAGAAAGAUUAGUAAGAUCAGUGAAGAUUUUGGGAACCUUAAGAUUUCAAACUGAUUCCUUGACACACACACACACACACACACACACACACACACACACAUCUAUCCCAGUGAUCUAAGUCCUACAUUAAUGAUAGGACACUCACUGUAUUAGUAAGGCCACUAGUGUUAAGGAGAAGUCAGGCUCAAGUACUAAUGAUAAUCAAGAUAGUCUUCCAUUGUAAUUGUACCUCAGUGUUUUGUUAUUGUUUCUUGUUCAUAUUGGGGAGUGGAGAGUAUGUUAGUGAUGGUAGGUUGGUGCUUUGAUAAAUUUUGAUGGGUUUUGAUAGGGUUUGUUGUGUUUUGAUAGGUUUUUAGUGAAAUUGUGAUGAAUUCUGGGGUUUGCUCUCUCUCUCUCUCUCUCUCGAAGACCGUCUGUGCUUAUUGGGUCUGUGUCUCUCGUGAAGCUUCAGAUUAGCAGCUGUUGUGUAGUCAUGGUCAGAAGUCUAGUCAUCUGCAGUCUUCAGAAUAAGGGUUUGGUGCAGGAAGCCAUCAGGCCUACACGUGGCAGUCCCUGUAUUAAACAUGCUUGCUUGAUUCCACCUGUCAUCUUCCGUUAAUUUGUCUAGUCUUUUAAAGUUCUCUAAUGACUAAUUAUUGAGUCAAUUCCAUUAAUUUGAUAAUCAAUUCCUUCAUUCUUUUGGGAGUGGCACCUCUGUCGGCCUCCUUUUUUUUCUUUUUUAAGUAUACAAAUUUUGUUUCCUCUUAGCUUGUGUCCUUACGUAAAUAAAUAAAUAAAUACUAGACUUCUGGCCAGAACUGUACUUGAAUCCUUGCAUGAACAUUGUGUUAGUGUGGGUGUGGUGCUGGGCGGGUCGCUGAGGGUAGCUGUCGUCGUUUACUCUGCUGCUGUGAUGGGGCUGCUGGGUCGUGACUUAGACGAGCAAUACUGGUGUGCAAUAUUUAGAACGUAGUGCUUUUGUAUUUAUUAGUGACUAGGUGCUGUGGUGGGUAGCUUUUAUGACACUCAGUAUUUAAGUUGUGUGUGUGUGUGUGUGUGUGUGUGUGUGUGUGUGUGUGUGUGUUGAAAGUAGACAGAGUAAGAUACUUUGAAUUGUCAACUUUCUCAUAUAUUACAAUUUUAUUAUUUAAUUUAGAAAACUCAUUAUUUAUACAGAAAAUAAAGAUACCUAAAGCCACCAGCUUAAUUUCCUUAUGAAAUGUCCAGACAAUCUUUGUUAUCAACCCAUUUGUGUCACAGGAUAAUUGAUUAGUCUGAUAACUAAAGAUUUAUCCUUUGACUUUUCAUGAUAUUGUCUUGUAGAUUUCAGUACAUUAAUUAGUUAUGGAUCAAUACCUCAGGUUCCUACAUUGUUCCUUUUUAUUGUAACUUUUGUCAGGUUUGCACUUUCAGGAAAUGGCUCAAUGUGUGAAAAAAUAUUCAGAAAAAUGUUUAUCACCACCUGUGUUCUUUGGAUCAUUGUUGACUGUUCUUGCAAAGCUUCCAACUUUCAUCAGGACCACUUUGAAAGGCUACAGGGACAACAAGUCAGCUUCUCACGUGUUUCUCCCUGAUCAACAAGACAGAAUCGCUUAGAAAGAAUAUAAGUUCCUAAGUCACAAAAUGAUCAGAAAAAACAACAAACUCUUCAUCAGACAGCUAAUGAAAACAAAGCAAGACAGUCUUUUGGAUGGCUAAAAGUCACACAAGAAUCAGAAAAACAGUCUUCAUCAAACAGCUAAUGAAAACAAAGCAAGACAGUCUUUUGGAUGACUAAAAGUCACACAAGAAUCAGAAAAACAGCUAAUGAAAACAAAACAUGGCAGUCUUUGGAUGGCUAAAGUCACACAAGAAUCAGAAAAAACAACAAACUCUUCAUUAAACAGGUAACAAAAACAAGAACAGAUCAGUCACACGAGGGGUAUGAAAAAGAUGCAGCAUUGUUGAGUUGGCUAACUUUACUGUAUAAAACAAAUCACAGACUAGACUGAUUACAUGGCUAAGUAGACUAAGUACAGUACUGGAACACUUGAUAACAUCCGGCCUCUCCCUUACGCUAAAUCUUGGACAGCCUGCGCCUCACCACCAACUGCAUAUUUACAAGUUCCAACAUCUACAUUGAGAGAAAUGGGAUGUAACAGGGUGGGUUUUUAAAUUUUUCAUAUUCCGUCAACUUGAAAAGGCACGUGCAUUCUUGUUAGAUAUUGCAAUGUAGGUUUUUGCUAUAGUUCAGAAUACAGUAUUUGACAUUAGGGAGUAUUUGUGUUAGUGUGUGUGUGUGUGUGUGUGUGUAAGGAUCGGCUUAGCUUCACUGUCAACACUUCACAGUAAUAUUUGGUGUUGUAAUACUGGCUGAGUUCAAUGCCUGUCAUCUGUACUUAAAGCAGCCCCCCCUUGAGCCUCACAGAAUCAUAACCUUACCACUAAUAUGAUAUGGUAUCCGGUCAGUGAAGGAUACAACAGUUACUUAUACCUCAAUUCACUCUGAGAUUAAAUUAUAUACAGACUGACAAACACACGAGACUUCUGAUAACACAUGGAUUAAUUAGUGUCUUGUGCGUCCCAAUAGCCGAGGAAAUAAUUACAGGAAUAUUACCCAAAGUCAAAAUCCUCUCAUUAUCUUCCUGAACCAACACUGGACUUCUAAUUUAAGUAACCCUAAGAAAUUGAGUGGAGGCAAUAAGCUCAAUACUGAUAACACAAGUAUGCAUUUCUUUCACCUGAAAACCAGUGGUACCAAAGUGAAUAUGAGUGAAUCUGAGAACACCUGAAGACUAAUAGCAAUAUUUAUAGAUAUUUAUAGAUGUAUUUGAGAACAUCUUAAGAGCAAUGGUACCAAAAAUUAUGUCAGUGUCACCCUCUACACUCCACACUCCCCUGCCUACGCCACUGAAGGCUCAUCAUGCAGGCCUUCAGGAAUUAAGCCAACAAACACCAUAAAGUCAAUAAAAAAAAUAAAUAAAUAUUCUGACCUUGCCAUCCACAAUCUGUAUAAACAUUUCUAUGUGAUGGUAUUUCUGUCAAGGUGUUUCUAGCUAGUCGAAAGAUCAGAGGCUGUGUUAAGGUGGUCUGUUUUGUUAAAUUCCUGCUCAGUUACAGUUUAUUAGUCACUUUGCUAUGUAAAAACACCUCUUUGGGUAAAAAACACUUUGGUGUAACUGACAGUUGGCAAUAUAGUGCCAAGUAUUUGGAGCUUACAAUGCCACUAGUCCCUCCUCACCUUACUCAGCUCUCUACUUAUGAACCAAGACUACAACAAACAAGAAGACUCAGCUCUCUACUUAUGAACCAAGACUACAACAAACAAGAAGACUGAGGUUCUAACAGUGGCUGACUUUAAACCACUCAUAUUGUUUGGCUACAGACUACAGUUGAGUGAAGUCUAAUUAACAAGUGUACAUUAAAGCCGGUAGAGGCAAGGCUAACACUCCAGAAAAUGUUUUAUGGAUACCCGACUGUCAUAUUGGUAAGACUGAGCAAUGAGGGAAAAAAAUUUCUACCGCAGAGAAUCACACAGACAAACUAGAAACUGGACACACUCAGACAGGAAAUUUGCCACAAUGAGGAAAGAGAACGUGGCAGAAAUAAGCAUGAAUUUACUUGACAUGAGUGUGUAUUACAGGAAAAAUGAGCUUACAAGAACAAGAGGAAGUUUUUUUGCUACUGGACAGAGAUUAAGUUCAAGAGAGGUGCAGUUCACAACCAUCUUCGUAUAAUAAAUAUCCUAAGCUCAGGAACUUGGGGUGUGGCUAAGGAACACAUCCAGAAACUCGAGUCUCUCAUCAAAACUAUUUUCAAAGGCCACAGAUUAGCUGGGUCCUCAAGGGUGUUUCACCAGUUCGUAAUGCAGAAACCUUAUUAAUCUGUCACCAGAACUGUAAAAAUACCCUUGAAAACAUGUACAACUUCAACUACAGCCUUUUGAAAGUAGUGGCGUGGUGCAGACAUGUUCCAAAUAUGGUUUUACGAGGCAUUAGACUCUUAAUCUUUGGAGACGCGGAAAACAAAGCCAUCAGUGUCGGCCUCCUGGAAGAUAAACACAGCCAUCCAGCGCAGCACAACACAAACACUGAAUUACAAGACCUGUUCAAAAAGUACCCAACCAUUAUCUUUCCUCAGAGUCUGAUGCAACACAAAGGAGCAGAGGCAAGGGUGUUGGUAAGCUUUACUGUACCCGUGAUAAAAAAGAGUAAAGGAAACGACACAGAUGUUGGUACUACUGACAUGAGAGGUGCCAAGUAGGAACAGACACCCCUUACACAGUAACAUACAUGGCAACUCUACCAUUCCUGUGAAGCAGACAGGCCUGCCAACACUUCCAAAUGAGUAAGAGAUGAAGCAUUUCAUACAUCCUCUGACCCAAGAUAGCUGAUACUUAUUUUAUCAGAGAUGCAUGCAACUUACUGCCUUACUGGAGGGGUCAGUAAGUGGCAGGCCGCGGCACACACAUUAGUGAUGACCUGGAUGUGUGCAGCACCUGACAGCCACUCCAACAUGUAUACAAAAGUUUCCACCAAUGCAAGAACCACCAAGAUAAGUUUAUCAAGCCACAAAGGGCCUUACAAUAUCAACAGGUGGUACAGUAACAAGGUCAUCAAGCCAAAGAGAGCCUUAUAUAUCAACAGGUGGUACAGUAACAAGUUUAUCAAUAUCAUAGGAGGUACAGUGAAGUUAAGCUGUGUAUCUCCCUGCCUAAGACUGAAUACUUUGUGAACAGAUGUCAUUUUUAUAAGGAAACGUAAAGUCCGAUAAUAAAGUCAGCCAGUAUUGUGUUUCCUCUAAAAAUAUACAUAAAAAAAAAGUAUGCAGCCAGUUAUAAUUCUCAAAGUAUACACCAUGAACUACUGCAAUACACACAGCAACUAAACAAACUAAAGGUGAUGAGAUACCCAAGGAACACCAUUGGGUACACACAUGAACACCUGCAGAUCUGUCAAGGCUGGAACACUGGACAAGUCACCAACAGAACACGAGACAGGAAAGGAAGAAAAAUGACUGAGGUGAAAGUGAAGACAGUUGGAAUGAAGCAAGUUGUCAUGAGAAGAGAAAUAAAGAAAGCCACAAAUAAGGUAAAAAUGAACACAGGAAGAAUGAAACAAGUAACCAGACGAAGGAAAAGGAAGAAAAUAUAAGGAUAGCAAAUUAUAUGACAUGGAAACAGUUGUGAAAGGAAGUGAAAAGGUUUAAUGAAAAGUCCCUGGGAAAAAUAAUCAUAAAUUAAGUGAAACAACAAGACUACAACAAGAAGUAGGCAUGUUGAAGAAACCAAGAGAGAGAGAGAGAGAGAGAGAAACAUUAUACCAGAAAUCUGUAGAGGAAAAUCCAAUAAAAAAAAAAAAAAAGAGAACUAACAGAAAAAGGCAGAAGUGUGAGAGGAACAUUAAACCAGAAACCUACACAAGAAAAAACAAGAGAAAAGACAAACCACUGCUAAUACUGUGUGGGAGAGAAAAAUUAUACCAAAAUAAGCAAGAAAAAGAAGAAAAAAACAAACUACUAAUACAGAGAGAGAGAGAGAGAGAGAGAGAGAGAGAGAGAGAGAGAGAGAGAGAGAGAGAGAGAGAGAGAGAGAGAGAGAGAGAGAGAGAGAGAGAGA
This is a messenger RNA of Scylla paramamosain (green mud crab), 10121 nucleotides long. RefSeq names its product progestin and adipoQ receptor family member 3-like. Lineage: Eukaryota; Metazoa; Arthropoda; Malacostraca; Decapoda; Portunidae. The record is from RefSeq and is a predicted model, not a curated record. Gene Ontology annotation, cellular component: membrane. Bases 1298 to 2137 code for a protein of 279 amino acids. Gene Ontology annotation, molecular function: signaling receptor activity. The transcript is spliced from 8 exons.